Molecule: messenger RNA, 7695 nt
Organism: Capsaspora owczarzaki ATCC 30864
Lineage: Eukaryota; Filasterea; Ministeriida; Capsasporidae
Exons: 4
Coding region: 1-7695 (2564 amino acids)
Biological process (GO): calcium ion transmembrane transport
Cellular component (GO): membrane
Molecular function (GO): calcium channel activity
Source: RefSeq, a predicted model, not a curated record
AUGCCGGCUGUCGCCAAGACCAAGAAGGGCGAGGCCAACAAGGCGCUGCAGGCGCAGACGCGCCAACUGGAAAACACGCUCUUCCAGCAAAAGAAGCUCGCGAGUGCCGAGACGGACGACAAUGCACUGGAGCAGGCGCGCCAGAACGGCAAGUUCCUGACGUACGGCAUGACCGUCCAGCUCUACCACUCGUUCUCGAACAAGUUUGUGGCUGGCAGUGCCAGCGAUCCCGCGUGGAUUGAAGACACCAACAUGCGCGUCGAGCUGCACCAGUACAACUCAAAGCUGUGCUGGUUCCGCGUCAUGCCGCGUUACAAGGUGCGCGCCGAGGGCGACAUUGUGCGCAAAGGCGACCAAAUUGUCUUUGAGUCCAUCAAGACCCCCGCGUCCUUUUUGCACGCAAGCCACGAUCCCUUUGACGAUGCCGAGCUUGAAGCCGGUCUGCACGAGGUCAACAUGUCCGUUACGCCCUCCGCCUUUUCCAUCUUCAUGUACUCGCGCCCGGACGAGACGUGGGCCAUGAUUGCUGCGUCCUCGCCGGGCGCCCUGAUUGAGGAGGGCAAGGACGAGAAGGAGUCGGUCGUGCCUGUUCGCUUUGGCGACUGCAUCCGUCUGUUCCAUCGCGAACUGGAGGCCUACGUUGCCGCGGAAGGCACGUUUGGCAAAACUGGCGUGGCUGAAGUGCCCCACCUUCGCGUGCGUCACGUCACAACCAAGCGUCCUCACUCGCUCAAGCCGCCGUCUGGUCCCUCCGUGUUUUGGCAAAUCGAAAUGGACAGCGGCGCUGCUCGUGGAGGCCGCAUGCGUUGGGAGCAGCUCGUGCGUCUGCGCCACUUUACCACCCGCCAGUUUCUUGCCGUCAAGCUGGACGCCGCGUCGGGCGAGCCGGUCGUCACCCUCACCUCCGACCAUCGUGACGCCGAUGCCGUCUUCCGCUUGCAUGCCGUCAUUCGCGACCGCCAGAACAUUGAGUACGGCUCGUUCACCCGCAUCGAGCACCCUCUGACCAAAACCUGGCUGCAUGGCGAUGCCACCCUGUCGUAUGCUCGCCAAGGCACCGUGUCCAGGGUCGACACCCUGGGUGCGGACGCGCCAUCGCCGGCGGCUGCUGCGGCCAUCGAGUCGUGCAAGCCAAUGACGGAAAUCCGGUACGACAAGGCCAAGCUGCUGCAGCUGACCGCGUCCCGCGAGUCGCACUACGAUGAUGCCUUCACCAUCACCCAGGCCAAGCAGAAGGACAUUAACAAUGUCAACUUUGUUGCCGGCAUCCUUCCUGCGCUCAAGUGGUAUGCGAAAAGCUUCCGCGCCGCUGCAAGCAAGGACAAGCCGAGAGAACUCACGGCCGAGACGGCAGCCUACCUGUGCCGUGCCAUGGACUUGCUCGCCAAGUUUGUCGUUGACAAGGAUACGCCCAACAAGCGCCGACAGAAAGUCCUUCGCCACCUUCGCUGCGUCGAUGCCUUGAUUGAGGUCAUCCGUGUGCCGUUCUCUCCGUACAACCCGGAUGGUUUCCCCAUCAGCGAACUGCGCACUCCGGACAAGCGGCUCGUUCGUGACGUGUGCUCCGCGGCAUACAAUGCGCUCAACCAGUAUGUCCAGGGUGAAUCGCGCAAGAGCGAAAUGUACAUUGCACGCUUCAUUCCCUUCAUGCUCGGCCAAGUUGGCUCGGGUCUCCCAGCGACCGACAUUCUGACCCAGCUCGCCUCGGACAACAUGUCGAUUGUCAAUCGCAUCAAGCCUCCGCUGCUCGACUUUUUCAUUGGCAAGCUCAAGGAGCAGCGCGCGUCGCGCUACCUCAAGUUUUUGGCCACCUGCUGCGCCGUCAAGGGUGGUGCCAAUUAUGAAAUCCAAAGCUACAUUUGCGAAAACCUGCUCGGUGGUGUCGUGGGCAACCCUGUCAUCCUUCCCGUCAGCCUGCGCAACGGUGUGCUCCACGUCGAUCUGCUCCGCGAUGGUUUGGUCGUUCCAGUGAACGAGCUCGCAGACGACGCCAAAUCCCUCGAGGCCGAGUAUCUGCUGGAGCAGAUCAACUUUUUGCGUCGGCUGUGCAUUGGUCGCAACAAGGUCACCAUUCCGCUGCUCCGCGAUGAGCUCAAGUGCGUCGUGUGGGCUGAAGUGUUUGCCGCAGUCAAGGACACGGAGCUCAACCCGGUCUAUCGUAUUGCUUACGCCGACCUGCUACAUCAAGCCUUUGUCGACAUUGAGCCGUACGAGGACCUUCUCGAGCGCAUUCAGCUGACGUUUGACGCACAAACUCUGACGCAGCGAAACUCGAGUGCGACCGAGUGCACCACUGCUGCGCAUCUGGCCGUCCAAAACUCCUUCCCGCCAGAGUUGACCGAGCUUCGCUCUUGGAUUAACACGACCAUUGCCAACGAGACGAGUGUGAUUGCGACCCGAAUUGAGGAGAACAAGUUUAUCGAGGCCAUUUUGACGUUGGCCCGUUCCCUCGUGUCGUUUGGCGUGUACAACAACCGCACGCAGCUGCUCGAACUGCUGUGUCCGCUCAUCCGCCUCCUCGAUUGCUCGGACGACUAUGGCAACGAGAACAAGGACAACAAGGAAGAGCAGCAAGAGUACCUUCGUGUCGACCGUCUGCUGAAAAACCCCGAAAACAAGUCGGUGGCCAAUCUCAAAUUCAAGGGUCUGGAGAUUAUCGAGCUGAUGAUGAACUUCCGAUUUGCCGCACGCCUCGAGGAGUUCUUCUGGGUGUUCAAGCAGCUCGAGUCUCACGACCUGGUCGGCAAGGGCCACGCAACGCUGCACCGCGCUUUUGGCAAGAACAAGCAUCACAAUCACGGUCUUGAGCCCGAGUUGCUCGAGCUCGCACCAUUGACCAAGACUGUCAUCCCGGCAGCUCGCCUGAAGCCCGUUCUUGCGGCCCUGUUCAAGAACACGGAGUUUAUCGAUGCGCUCGGCCCCGAACUGCCCAUCAUUCCCGUCUUGUUGGACUGCGCCAACUAUGGCUACACCAAGCUCGCCACCCAGGCUCACUACCUCAUCACGCGCUUGUACUCUGCCAGUCGCAACUUUUUCCAAAUGGCGCUCGACGGCCAGGUCUUGACGCUGCCCGAGUCUGUCGAUGCCUUCAAGAUCAUCCGUCAGGUGCUGCCCUCGGUGCGUCGCAUGGCGCGCUCAAAGAUUGGCGAAAAGCAAGCAGAGCGCCUUUCGGUCGAGCUGGACAGGCUUGCCAAGCUACUCUACCUGAAGGACGAUCCGCACGAGCCUCACCGCACCAAUCAGACGAUUCUGACAAAUGCUGGCAUUGUUAUUGACUUGCUCGGCAUUCUGGGCACCAGGAUUGAGCUCGGCAAGCGCGAGAAGGGCGGCGGCUCGGCUGCCGAUCGACUUGCCGCCCAGGAGCUUGAGAAGAAGAACGCGGCCAUCUGCAAGCUGUUUGGCCAGUGCUUUAAGGUUCUCGGUCUGCUCGCUCGGCGCAACACGAGCAUGCAGGACUACUUGUUUGACCGUCUCGACUUUUUGCUCAACCAUGAGGGAGCUGAGAAGGACAAGGCGCGCAUGCUCGUGAGCGUAUUCAAGGGCAAUCAAACCAACUGCCUGCGCAUCAAGGAGAAGCACAUCCAGCUCAUUGUCGAGCUCCUUGCCGAAACUGAGCUUUCGGACGGUUCCAAGGUGUUUGAGUACUUGCAAUUGCUCGGCCACAUUGCAAAGGUUGAGGACGCCAACUUGACCCUCAAGCGCAACCAAAGCGCCAUCAUCAAGUACAUGAUGCAGCACCGCGAGGACACCAUCAUCAACGUUGACGAUGCACACAACGACGAGCGCAUUGCCUUGCUGCAGUCCAGCGCGGAGAAGCCCUCGCGCGAACUCUUGUACCACAUUGAGCUCGUCGAUCUGCUCGCGACGUGCGCCGAGGGUGAGAAUCGCUUUAUCGAGUCCAUGUGCCAAACCAUCUUCUCGCCCGAGGAGCUGCUCCAAGUCUUCACCGACCCAAAGAUCCCCGUUCUGCACAAGGCGCCCUACCUGCGCUUUUUGGUCUGGGUCUACCUGGCGACUGCGAGCACUGACAUUGUGUCGACUGCCGAAAUGCUCCACAAUGACGACUUUUGGACGUUUGUCGGUCUCCUUUCGGAUCACUUGAAGGCGGUCACUGGUCUGCUCAAGCAGCACAAGGACAAGCUCAAGGCGCUCAAGGAUCGCAAGGCCAACAACCCGCAAGCCCAGGAGGAGGUGUUGGAUGAUCCUGUGCCCGAAGAUGACAUGGACUUUAUCAUGGAGGGCAUUGUCCCGUUUGCGCGCAUCUUUUACGAGUCCCAGUACUCUGCCAAGGACGCGACCGCCGAGCAAAACCGGGUUUCCGUCAAGUUUGCCGAGUCGUUGCUGGCCUUUUCGCCGCUUGCCUCGAUUCAGGUAGACGAGAUUGCCCUCUUGCAGUCCGUGACGGACUGUCUGCUCGUGCUCUCCAACCAGCUUUCCAGCCACGCCGGCUUGUCGGACGACUUUGAGGCAAAGCUGAAUGUCGCCCUGGAAAAGAACAAAAAGUACGGAACGAGCGGCGUUGCUGGUCUGUCUGACGCCGUCAAGGAUUAUCUGCGCAGCCAUGAGCAAGAGCGUGAGGCGAACGAGCGACUGAACACGUUGGUCGUCAACCUCUGCCAGUCGUACGAGUCCGAUCCCAUCUGCCCUUAUCUCGGUGACGAAGAUGCCAAACUCCCGCUUGGUGAAGAGUUCCAGCGUCACAUUGAGCUGUUUGCCGAGUACAAUAGCAAGAAGGAGUUCAAGGGCCUCAACCCCAACAUUGGCCGCAUGAUUCUGACCCUCGAUGUCUCUGCCAAGACGUCUCACACGCUGAGCGAAAAGGAGCUGCUGGAGCAGCAAAAGCUCGACACGCGCUCGUUGCAGCUGCUUCGCGGCAUUGUCGAGGUCGAAAAGGCGCGUCGUUUGAAGGCAGACGCCAGCAGCGAGGACAAGGAGGAGGCGUGGGACCAAAUUGCCAAGGUCCAGUCUGCCCUGAACAAGUACGAGGCGGCGCUUAUUUCCACCAAGAUGUUUGUUUCGGACGACGACGAGAUUGUGAUUGAGGCAUUGGCGACUGCCACGGCCAUUCUUGAUGGUGGCAACAAGGAAGUCCAGCGCUCGUUUGAAAAGUUCUUUUUGACGAGCCGCGAGGAGACCUUCUUUGCUGAUAUUCGCUCCCGCAUUGUCAAGUCCAUGGCGACUGUCAAGGAACAGCGCGCCCUCGUUGCCCAGAAGGAGAAGGAGGAGCAAAAGCGCAAGGACUUGACUGCAACCCACGCGACCCACGCUCAACAUGCCGCGGCGCCUGCUGGCGACGAAAAGUCGAGUGGCGAGGCCGCCGCCGGCAGUGGCGUCGGUGACAUUGAGCUCACAAAGCUGCACGGCGCCCACGAAGGAGGUGGUGGCAAUGCCGUGCAGGAGGCGAUUGAGGACCAAGGCUUUGCUGCCGCCCUUGCGGGCGAGUCUGGCGAAGACGCCCUGAACGACAUGAUGGACGAGAGCGAACGCGAGUUGUCGCUCGUUCUGCGCUUGCUGCAGCUCUUGUGCGAGGGCAACAAUGUGGUGCUCAAAAACUACAUUCGCGAGCAAGGCGACAAUAUCAAGUCGUACAACCUUGUCAGCGACACUGCCAACUAUCUGAACGUCUUGUACCACAAUGUGUCGUCGGACAACAUUGAGCUCGUGUCCCAAGUGCUCGAAUCGCUCGUCGAGUUUUGCCAGGGCAACGGCGACAACCAAAUUGCCGUCUUUGACGCCAAGUGCCUGGAUGGCAUCAACCACAUCUUCCGCCAGCACGAGUACACUGGCAUGCCGUGCCCGCAAGUUGCCGAGCUCAAGCUUCACGCCGCCAACCUUGUGCUCACCAUGCUUGAGGAGCAAACCGAGCAGGCCAUCCAGCUGAGCAAGGAGCUGCACACACAGCUCGACAUUCGUGCCAUCCACGAAAACAUGACUCGUUACCACUACGAGCAUCAGCACAGCAAGCACCUCGGGUACACUGCCGAGCAUCCAGAGCCGGCCGACGUUGCCUAUGUCUUUUACAACAUUCUGGCGAGCCUGUCUGACUUUACCACCACCAACUACAACGCCAAGCCGUACACGGUCAAGCCCUCGACCAAGGGUGGUAAGCCCGAAGCCGAAGGCAGUGCAAAGUCGGACAAGGUCAAGUUGGAGACCAACAUCAAGCUGAUUAAUGUGAGCUACACUGGCACCGUGCAUGGCUCGGUUCGACUUGGAAGUGUGUCCUCCAAGAACCUGACUGCAUUGGCGCAUGGGAACAAGAACGCUGCCAAGACGUUCAAGGUACUGCCAUCCAAGCUUUACGUCCAAGCCCCGUCUGCUUACGCUGCCAUUCAGGGCCAAUCUGGCUCGAUCGAAGUGCUGCGCAAUGACAUCCUGAGCAAGGUGCACUUCCGCGUUCGCAACCGCGAUGCCCUCCGUCCCGCGGCCAAAGAGAGAUUGCUCUGGACUGUCGAUCGAUCCUCGCCCACGGACAAGAUUCGCGACUUUAUUUCGCAGUGCCAGGACAUUCGCGAUGAAAUGAAGUACCAGGAGCAGCUGCUGUCCAACCCGAUCUCAUCCUUCUUUGUUCGCGGUUCGCCAUUCUUUUACUGGGGCGUGCUCCUGGUGACGCUCUUGCUGAACAUUUUCAUCCUGGUCUCGUGGUCGGCACCGACCGAUCCCACUGAUUGGCGCCCAAACACGGACGAUUGGUACAACCCCUUGCUGUACAUUUUCGGCGGCAUUCACGUCGCUCUCUCUGCCUGCACGUUCAUCGAGUUCUUCUUGACGCACCCUCCGACCCGUCCGCAACAGUUUUUGACCUUGGCGCCCAUCUACUACAUUUUGUUCCUCGGCAUGAGCAUUGCCGGCAUUACCGUUCGCGGCUACUUUUUCUGCUUCCAUCUGCUGCACGUCGUUGUUGGCAACGAUUUGCUCCAACGUGUCAUCCAAUCCGUCACCAAAAACGGCCGCUCGCUGCUCUGGGUGACGGCCUUGGGCGUGAUUGUGAUUUACAUUUAUGCGAUUGCAAGCUUUGCCUUCCUCCGCGCCGACUUUGACGCUUCGCGUGCCGAUGGCGCUCCGCUGUUCUGCAACACCAUGUGGCAGUGCUUCCUGACGUCGCUCAACUUUGGCCUUGAGAAUGGCCUUGCCAGCGUCGGCAUUGCCGAUGUGAACGACUGGCAGACCGUCGGUCUUCGCGUCUUGUACGAUCUGUCCUUCUUUGUGCUGAUCUCAACCAUCGGCCUCAACGUCAUCUUUGGUAUCAUUGUCGAUACCUUCUCUGAGCUUCGUGAUGAAAAGUGGCAGAUUGAGGCAGACAUGGCUGGCAACUGCUUUAUCUGCUCCAUCAAGGCGUAUGACUUUGAAAAGUACACCAAGGGCUUUAUUCACCACACGAAAAAUGAGCACAACAUGUGGAACUACCUGUUCUAUACCAUUCAUCUUCAUGAGAAGGCUCAAGACGAUUUGACUGCGCUCGAACUGUACUGCAUGGACAAGAUUAAGAAAGUCGAUACCUCAAUGUUCCCGAUCAACCGCGCCAUGAGCCUGCAGAAGAGCGAGGAUGCGCUUGAAGUUCGUCUUGAAAAUCUGACUCGCAUGGUCAAGUCGUUGGUCGAUCGAUUCGAAAAAGACGACCGCGUCAAGGCGGUUGAAGCCGAGCGCCGCAAGCAGCAGGCCUGGGAGGCUGAGCGCACUGCUGCCAGGCGUUAA